AUGGGCAAAGCAACUGUUCUGUACCGUCUGGAAGCAUUUUCUGGCACCCCAGAGAGUCAUGAAUGUAGUCAGUCAGUGAAGUAUCUGCGGCGUGUACUGGAGCUAGAUCCAGAUGAUUCAAUGGCCAUGGUGCUGCUGGCCUUAAAAUGGAAAGGAUGCAGUAAAAAGGAAGAAGCAAAUAAAUUAGUUGAGCAAGCAUUGCAGAAGUCCAGUAAUGAUCCAUAUGUGCUUCGCUAUUCGGCAACAUUUUACAGAGAGGAAGGAGCAGUGGAGAAAGCAAUCAUUCUAUUGAAGCAAGCGUUAGAAUCAACUCCACACUCGUGCUUCAUACACCACCAAAUUGGAAUAUGUUAUAAAAUUAAACUGAACAAGCUUGAUAAUAGAAAUCCUCGCAGCCCCGCAACUCAGCAGCAAACUGAGUUGAUCAGUCAAUGUAAAUAUCACCUUGGAAAAGCCUUUGAGUGCCGUCCAAGGUCAGCUAUUAGACCAAUGCUGGAAUUUGCAGAUAUUUGCAUAAGAAGUGGAGAUAAUUUUAAGGCAGAGGAGAUCUACAAUAAUCUGGUGAAAUUGGAGGACAUCCGUCCAGAAAACAUACAGCUGAUAUGUUUACGGGCUGGGUCAUUUGAAUUCUAUCAGAAAGGAUCGGAAUCAAGUGCCAUCAGCCUAUUUCUGGAAGGGGUGAAGAUUGAAUAUGAUUCAGGAGAACGGAAAAAGUGUAAGGAAAAAUUGGAUAAAAAACUUUGCUCUGCUCCACAUGACAGCAGAGCUCUUGGUGUGAGAGGGUUAAUGUAUAAGAUGGAUGGGAACAAGUCCAAGGCUAUUGAAUACUUUGAAAAGGCCUUGAAGAUUGAUCUUGAGAAUGAAGAAUAUCUGUGUGCUCUUUCAGAAUUAUGUCUGAUCUAA
Messenger RNA from Amblyraja radiata (thorny skate), 903 nucleotides. RefSeq names its product interferon-induced protein with tetratricopeptide repeats 5-like. Gene Ontology annotation, biological process: defense response to virus. The transcript has a single exon. Lineage: Eukaryota; Metazoa; Chordata; Chondrichthyes; Rajiformes; Rajidae. Gene Ontology annotation, cellular component: cytosol. The record is from RefSeq and is a predicted model, not a curated record. Gene Ontology annotation, molecular function: protein binding. The coding region runs from base 1 to 903 and encodes 300 amino acids.